Molecule: messenger RNA, 7892 nt
Organism: Astyanax mexicanus (Mexican tetra)
Lineage: Eukaryota; Metazoa; Chordata; Actinopteri; Characiformes; Acestrorhamphidae
Gene: kdm6ba
Product: lysine (K)-specific demethylase 6B, a
Exons: 20
Coding region: 101-6052 (1983 amino acids)
Biological process (GO): heart development; regulation of gene expression
Cellular component (GO): MLL3/4 complex
Molecular function (GO): RNA polymerase II cis-regulatory region sequence-specific DNA binding; chromatin DNA binding; histone H3K27me2/H3K27me3 demethylase activity
Source: RefSeq, a predicted model, not a curated record
UGUGCAGGAGAAGCAGCAGGCAGCUACUCCUCACAGCGUCAGUGUGUGGCCCUCUCUCUGCUGCAGUGGAGGGCUUCACGCACACAGCUAGUGUGGCUGAAUGCAUCACACAGCGGAUCAAUUUGGCGUGCACGGCACACGGGGCCCUUUCCCUCUGGACGGACUCAACCGUGGGCCAUGGGCUCCCGUAGGUGGCCGUGCCUGGCCCCCUCCCUCCAGGUGCCCACCUGGUGUCAGUCAAUCUCAGUUCCUCCCCCAGCUCCCACCUAGUCACAUGACUGGGCUGAACCAUCCAAAUAAAUUCUUCAACAGUGGUGCACUGCCACGCGGAGGGGAUAAGCUGGACCUGCCUCAGGCUUUGUUGCCUGGAUUACAUAGGGCACCUCCUAGGCCAUGGGAUACAGUUGGUCAACAUUAUGAUCAGCUUCCUAAAGAGGAUCACGCUCGUUUACAUAAUGGUUACAAUGCUGGUCCACCAGCACACCUCACCGCCCGAGCCAACCAACUGUUAAAAUUUGGUCCCCUUCCCACACACCAUGGCUCCAGGCCCAUGCCCCCUCUCCCAGACUUGUGGGCUCAGCAACAGCAACUACCACCAAGGGAUGCUUAUUCUCAUGCUACCCAAUUAAAACGCCCAGCACCACCUUUGGGGGAGCAAUCUGUCAUCCAGCACACCCUUCAUCCUGUCAACAAGACCACUGAGGACUCCCCUAGCCCAAGCAAGAGGAAGAGAAGCUCAGAGUCUGAUCAGCAUAUGACUGGCAUCUAUCAGUUCUCUGGACCAAUGGGAGCUUCCCUUUCCUCACUGCAGCAGCCUCAGACCCACUAUUCCCAAUCAAAACAGGGCUUCUGGAACCCUUUGCAAAAGGGAAAUCCAUCCUGGAACCCAUCUGAACGCAAGAUGGAACCUACUGAGCCCCAGGAUGCACACAAACCAGAAAUGGGUGUUUUUGCUGACAAACAAUCCCCUUCCUCCAAACUCCCACUGACCUCUACCCGUUCCAUCUCUACCGCUGGGAGCUAUGGACAAGGCAGAGAUACUCCAGGCCACAAGCCUUCUCAGUCCUCUCAGUCUGUGGGAUCCUCUUCUCACAGUGCCCACCGCAAUCAACCAACAUACCCCUACCCCAACAGCAAAUCAUCAGUUCAGACUCAGGGGGAGCAACAGGGUAUUCCCUCCCACAGAGUGCAUGAUUCAAGGAUGAGCUCUACUGCAAGUCAGGCACAAACUUCACAACCUUCAUUAACCCAGUCAGGCAGGGGUCGCCUUGCCCCUACACCAGCACACCAUGCCACCGUGCCUUACAGCCACUCUAGCUUUCAGCCCCAUCCAGGGCUUGUUCGCACCACCAGCUCCUCUUCCAGCAGUGGAAACCAGACCAAAUAUGGUCAUCUUGUCCCAGAUUCAGGUCCCUACCGCCCACUGGUGGAGCCUCAGGUCACCUCUGUAUCUCAACAGAAUGAGCAACAGCAAAAUAGAUCUGUUGCCAGCCAAGAUACAGGCCCUCCCCAACACUUAAGUCCCCCCCAGCCUUUGUCUCGAGCCCCAGUUAUUACCCCAAGUAUGCCCUCCCAGGAGUCUUCAAGUCCUCCCUGUUCUGUGGGUCUCUAUAGUAGUGGGGAAACUGUUACCACCAUGAAUUCUGUAUCUUCUGUAAACUCUCCUGCAACCAGCACCGUAAACAGCUGGAGAGCAAAUUCUUCUGUUCUAAUUUCAAAAAGCAACCUGACUCCAUCUGCACAAGGUGUCUCACGUCAGGGGUAUCAGGGAACCCAGUCAGACACAGUAACUUACCCCCAGCACCAUCAAGAGACCAAACCUCAGCAUCAGCCACCCUCUGUACCCCAACAAGGACAGGGUAGGUCCCAUUACACCCCGGAAGUAUCCUCUGUUCCUUCCUCUCUCAGCUCAGGGUUUCAGAGAUCAGGAAAUAGCGUCAUCACCAGCAGGGCUUCAAAUAACCUUUCACAGGUUGCCAGUUUGCCCCUCCUCCACCCACAGCUUACAAAACCCAACACUGUGAACACAGCUCAGCCACAGUCUGGCCCUUUGUACCCCAAGACGCCUCACCAUGCACCCUCUGUAGCGUCUCAGGUGCCCCCCACCCAGACGUAUCAAAGGCCAUGCAAUCCACAUGCCAUUUCCAGCACCCAGUCCAUUGAGGAAGCGUUAAAGAAACUUGAUGCUGAGCUUCAGGACCAUAUGCGAGCAGAAGAAAGAAGGAUAGAACAAGAAGAAGAGAGAAAACAGAAAAAGGAAGUAACAAUGAAGUCAGAAGAUGAGUCUGCAAUUGAAAGUCUGGAGCGCUUGCUGUCAAAUAGUGCUACUGAUCCACCCCCUCCACGUCUGUCUCCUGCAAUUUCACCUUCCUCAGUUGCACCACCAACCCAGACAUCACCCCCUUGGCUGAGCCGGGGUGGUAUUCCCACUCGUCCACCUGUACCUGGCACAACUCCCCUAGAAAGGUCUCGCCCGCCUCCUCUCACACCACAAACUGACUAUGCCCGUGAGAAGCAAAGGCAGCGGGAACAGUGGAACAGCAAAGCUUCACUCAGUCCCCCUUCACAAAAUAUCUCGGGGAUUCCCACACUUACAUACCCUUCUAAACCUGCCCCAACAGACUCUUCAAGUAACCAAACAAAACUGUCAACAUCUUGUCCAUCCAAAGACUCUCCCAUACAGAACAGCCCUCAUGAGGUCAGGGCUAUUCCCAAUCCACCAAUUCUCCGAGAGCCCCCAAAACUCUACCAGGCAUUUCCCAGGGAUACUCCAACAUCAUAUCCACCAAUAGGUGCAAGUUCAGGCAGUCUCCACAAAAAUAUGCCAAGCAGUGGGUUAGGAAGUCUUGGCAGCAAUGAAAGUAGCUGCAGUGGCGAUUCUGAUAGCACCCAGUUUGAGGAGGAACAAUCUGAACUCUUUCCUGAUGGUUUAGCGAACAUCAUGAAGAUGCUGGAUGAGUCCAUUAAGAAAGAGGAGGAGCUGUACUCUGGUCAAAGUGGGGGACAGACAGUCCCAGAGCUGCCAUUUUCUGUCACUGUGGCACCCAUUAAGAACUACCUGGGUGCCCCGGACCUAAUGCCUACCCUGAAACAGCCAACCACAGAGGAUUAUUUGACAGACACCCAUGCUAGCCCCCCUGUCUUAAGUCGUCAGGGUUCUUUGGCGUCACCCUGCAGCCGUACUUCUUCACUUAAUGAAGAAGAGGAGACUCUUAAGGUCAUCCCCAAACCUGCCAGCGCAGUCACUCAGUGUCAAAACAGUGGUGGUAGCAUCACAGGAACCAGCUAUCGCCACAGUGACCUGGCCAAGCUCUAUGGACUUCCAGAGGCAGUAAAGAGUGAGUGUGAGGAAGAUGAGGAAGAGGCUGACCAAGAUGAUGACGACACACCUUCCUCUUCUCCACCACCUAUGAGGCCACACCUGCAUCAGACUGGUGUAAACAACAUGUUUAAAAACUUGGCUUCAGUGCUGGAGAGCCAGAAGUACACCUACCGUGGAGGUCCAUUUGGUAGGCCACCUCCUUCAGCCAUGACAGGUCUGAAGUACUCUUCCUCACUUUCAUUGGGCCCAGAUAUCUGCAGGCAACAGAGCACUUCUCCCACAUCAGGUUCAACCAGCCACCCAGGCUUUAGUAAUCCAGCCCCAGCCCCAUCAAAUGCUACCUCAGAACAGAUCCAUCCUCAGUCACCAUCAGGAUACCCUGCAGAGAGAAAAGAAGGUGCUAUAAUGAGCCAGCCUGAUCUUUCUGAACAUAAGGGUGAGGAAGGAACAAGGAAGGAUCCUAAAGAUGAGGAAGGUACUGCUGAUGUCAAGGUCUCAACAGAGGUGGAAAAGAGGCCCAAGCUCACAACUAUCUCAGAAUCAUCACUGGCAGAAUUGGGUCGCAGUUGUGAGGUGAUGUUGAACCGACACAAACUUCCCAUCAAAGCAUUAUCAGACCACAGCAAGCCUGAGACAAGGGAGGUGCACAAACCUGAGAAGGAGCGGAAUCGUGAAAGAGAGCGUGAGCGUGACCCAGAGAGGAAACACAAACAUAGCAGCAGUAGCAAAAAGCAUGAGGAGAGGAAAGAGAGAAAGAAGAAACACAGAGAAAAACGAGAGGAAACAUCCCACUCUUCUUCCUCCUCCUCGAGCUCCAGUCGCCGACACAAGGAGGGCAAACCACAAAAAGAGAAGAGGAGCAACAUGGACCAUCACAGUAAAGAGUUCCGGGAGAAGGAGAGAGAGCGAGAUGGGGAGAAAAAGAAAAGGAAAGAGGAGGGAAGUGAAAAAGAGGAGUGGGUGUCUUGGAACAAGGAGAAGAGUGGCAGUUCAUCAGAUCAUUCAUCUUCAUCUACACUGGGUUCUGCAGACUUCCAGAAGCUGAAGGCUCUCACUGAUGGACCACCUAAAGAGUUGAAGAUUCGUCUCAUUAAGGUGGAGAGUGGGGACAGAGAAACGUUUAUUGCCUCUGAGGUAGAGGAGAAGAGGAUUCCACUGCAUGAGAUUAGCAUUAAGAACACAGCUGCUGAAAUUAUCAGAUCUUGCAAGGCGGCCCGUGUAAAAGGAAAGUUUAAGGAGUCCUAUCUACUCCCGGCUUUCUCUGUGAAACCAACCUCGCACAUGGAGCAUCCAAUCCCACGGGAGAAACUCAACCCACCAACACCCAGCAUCUAUUUGGAGAGCAAAAGAGAUGCCUUCUCCCCUGUGUUACUUCAAUUUUGCACAGACCCCAAGAACCCUAUUACUGUUAUAAGAGGUCUUGCAGGCUCCCUUAGACUAAAUUUGGGUCUUUUCUCUACUAAAUCGCUGGUAGAGGCAAAUUCAGAACAUGCAGUGGAAGUCAGAACUCAGGUGCAGCAACCAGCUGAUGAGAACUGGGACCCUACCGGCACAGGGCAAAUAUGGCCCUGUGAGAGCAGUCGAUCACAUACCACCAUAGCCAAAUAUGCACAGUACCAGGCAUCCAGUUUCCAGGAGAGUCUACAGGAAGAGAAAGGCAGUGAUGAUGAAGACGAUGAUGAUGUGAAAAAGCCCCUCACUAACUCAGAUGGCACAAACAGCAACUCUGCAAAUUCAGGCCCCAGCCCUGAGCAGAAAUCAGUUGGGAAAAUCAUCAAAUUUGGCACUAACAUCGACCUUUCCGAUCCAAAGAGGUGGAAGCCUCAGCUGCAGGAGCUGCAGAAGUUACCGGCGUUUAUGCGUGUAUCCUCCAGUGGUAAUAUGCUGAGUCACGUAGGCCACACUAUCCUUGGCAUGAACACUGUACAGCUCUACAUGAAGGUUCCUGGCAGUCGUACACCAGGGCACCAGGAGAAUAAUAAUUUCUGCUCCGUGAACAUCAACAUUGGCCCAGGAGACUGUGAGUGGUUUGCUGUUCAUGACAACUACUGGAAGGCCAUCAGUGAUUUCUGUGAAAAGCACGGUGUUGACUAUUUGACUGGUUCUUGGUGGCCGGUUCUGGAGGAUCUGUACCGUUCCAACAUCCCUGUAUACCGCUUCAUCCAGCGACCUGGAGACUUGGUGUGGAUUAAUGCGGGCACUGUGCACUGGGUCCAGGCUGUGGGCUGGUGUAAUAACAUUGCAUGGAAUGUAGGGCCACUCAAUGCCUACCAGUACCAGUUAGCCCUGGAGAGGUUUGAAUGGAAUGAAGUGAAGAACGUAAAGUCCAUUGUGCCCAUGAUUCACGUGUCAUGGAAUGUGGCUCGCACAGUCAAAAUUACUGACCCCGACACAUACAAGAUGAUCAAACACUGUCUUCUACAGUCCAUGAAGCACAUUCAGGUCCUUAGAGACCAACUGGUAGCUGCAGGGAAGAAGAUUUCCUACCAGAGCAGAGUAAAGGAUGAGCCAGCCUACUAUUGCAACGAGUGUGACGUGGAAGUUUUUGAUCUGCUGUUUGUGACGAGUGAGAACGGCAGUAAGAAGACGUAUGUGGUGCGUUGUGAGGACUGUGCCAGGCAGCGUAGCCCCAACCUCUCCAACGUAGUGGUGCUGGAACAAUACCGCAUGGAGGACCUAAUGAACACUUACGACUCCUUCAGCUUGGCCUCGGCCCCUGGCUCUCGAUGAAAUCAACUCCGCCAUUCCCCUCUCCCACACAGCCAUAACCAAAACUCCUGCUCGCCAGGACAAGUUGUUUUCGAAAUUGUACUUUUUUUAUUUUUCCUACAUUUUUAAAGUACUACUACUGCUAAUGCCUGUUGGAACAGCCAGCCAAUCAUAAACCAGUUUACUCCGCAUUGUUUACAGCACCUAUCGGCCAAUAAGACUAAGGUUUACUCUCAGCAGCCAAACAUACCAACCUCUGAUUGGCCCUGAGGGACUUUCAACAGAACGCAGUUUGUGCUGUCACAGUAAUGGCAGCAACAUCUAUGAUAAAAAUGGCAUCUCUGUAUUUGUUGUUAUUGCUUUUUUUUUUUUUUUUUUUUUCAGUUCUCUUUCUGUCUUGAAUACUGAAAGUGUAAAUGCUGUUUGUGUUUUUUGUGGGUGCUAUUUUUUCUUCUUAAUUUAUUUUCAAAACUAGAACAGCCUAGAUAUAUACCACAUUGGCCUUGUGACUUGUAUUUAGUGAAGAGAUAAAUGAAUAAUACUAAUAAUAGAUAUAUAAACAUUUUUCUAAGGCAUUAAGAAUAAAAAAGUAACAUUUGUUUGGUAUGGUUCAAAACAUACGGGUUUAAAAGAUUUGUUUUUCAGUUUUAGAUACUGUCUGAAAAUAUUGUUUAUAAGGUCAUGAUUUUAUUUUCUUGAAGAGAGAAAUCAUGUCAUAACAAAAGCAUUUCUAACAUUGCAUUGUUUUUUCGCCCUAAUUUUGUGAGAUUACAGUAUGUCAUCAGUUGGUGUAGUGAACAUUUUUACUUCUCAUUCUUGCUUAAUAUACAGAUUUAUGCUCCUGAUUUUUCCUCUCUCCCAAUUGUACAUUUUUAUUUAACUUCAUUCUUCUAUUUAUUGGAUAUAAAAUGUUCUCCCCGCUUUUGUAGGGUUAUCAGAUGUCUAAGGUUUUCUAUUUUCUAGUUGAUUUAAGGAAAAAUCCAGAGGUGCUUAGUCCCUUAAACUCGUCUCAUGGUCUAUAUAUGUAUAAAUAUAUAUAAAGAACAUUAACUCUUUUAUUGACUAUAACUCCACUUUCCUGUAGAUUGUAGAAUGCAGAGCAAAUGUAGUUUUGUCUGAAAGCAGUUUUUUGUUUGUAUACAUAAGCAAAAAGCCACUUUUUCACUGACCUUAGCAUCAAAAAUGGAAUGCAAAAGGUUAUCACUGCUGCGCAUUAUGACCCCUACUCACGCUAAUGGUUAAUUUACCUUGUAUUGUGGGGGAAAUGCGAAUAAAUACAGAGCUGUAUUUACACAUUUAGUGGUGCUUGAAAUUGUUUUAAAUGUUGUCUUUGGAAGAACAUGGUUGCGGUGCCAACCAACACACAAAUCUCUGGUUAUACAAAAUUUUACUGCAGUUGGUUGUCAUUAACCGAAAAAAAUCUAAGGUCUAUGGUAUUCUUUUGUUUGUUUAUUUGUUUUUAAAAAAACACAUCGAACUGUAAAUACUGUGGCAUUUUACUGGAAUUAGGGUGUGUGAAUCGAAUCAUCCAUUCGAUUGAUGAACUGUUAAUUUUUUUUGUUUGUUUUGAUUGUUAGUCUUAAGCUUGAAUCAGUUAUUUUACAUAUGAAAACGUUGGUUACGAUUAUGAUAGAAGGUGCUGAGUUCUCUGAACUACUCUGUCUUUUUUGUUGUUUCUAAAGAAAAUCUAUUUUUCCUGUUGCAAUAUAAUCCUCUCUUCUUUUUGUGGUCAUUUAUUUAAAAAUCUGCACUGUUUUAGAGAGUUCACACAAAGAAAACUGAGCCAGACACGUCUUAAACACUUUGUGAAUUUGUGACAUUACUAUGAUUAUUAAUAUUAAAUGCUUUUGAUAAACUUUGA